Haliotis rubra (blacklip abalone) is the source of this 5448-nucleotide messenger RNA. Its product is annotated as serine/threonine-protein phosphatase 6 regulatory ankyrin repeat subunit C-like. The coding region runs from base 271 to 2163 and encodes 630 amino acids. NCBI's taxonomy places the organism in Eukaryota, Metazoa, Mollusca, Gastropoda, Lepetellida, Haliotidae. The transcript is spliced from 2 exons. Gene Ontology annotation, biological process: intracellular signal transduction. The record is from RefSeq and is a predicted model, not a curated record. Gene Ontology annotation, molecular function: protein binding.
UACAUAUUUGAGUCGCGUCAUUUUGAUAAAAUUCAGAUAAAUAUUGAUAUAUCAUCCCCGUAUCCUGUCAUUAGAGCAUCGUGAUACCUUCUCGCGCGGGAUUGCGGGGAAUACAUCUCGGCCUUAAUACUGCAUCGUACUAGACAUGUUUACAUCUGCGUUAGACUGGAUGGAUGGAGGCCGUCAGCGUUGACUCGCCGUCUGCACCACUCCGCCGUACACAUAGUUACACGGACCGAUCCCACUGAACCAUUAUUCCAAGAAUAUUAGAUGAGGUCGCGUGCUUCAAGCAUUACAUGUAUACAUAGGGUGACACAGUGGGAGAUUCCUUGCAGUUCGUUCGAUAGGUUUACCAACAAUAUGAGUGCCUUCAGUGACGUGGAACAGCAUGACUGUCGACUGGUUGCCUCCGUCGUCAACAGCGGCAUCAGUGAAGAGGGGCUGCACCAGGAGCUGUUUGGUGUUAUCAACCAGGAGUGUCCGAGAUGCGUGGCCGCCAUCUUGAAGUUUGGAGUUCCAACCGAGAUUCGGGAUGCUGAUCACUUCACACCUCUUGCAGUGGCAGCCAAACUGGGCUCAGCACCUAUUGUGGAGCAGCUGCUGCAGUCGCACUGCUAUGCCUCGUCUCCUAGUGGGCCUUUGGGGAACACACCGCUACACAACGCCUCCGCAGACGGACAUGUUGAUUGUGUACAAUGUCUUAUCAAUGCCAAUGCAGAUAUUAAUGCAAGAAACACGCAAGAGGACACUCCACUCAUCCUCGCCGCUAUGAAUGGCCACUUGCCAGUCGUGAAGCGAUUGCUUGCCUUCCACGCCUCUGUCAGACGGAGAGGAUACCACGAGAGAACCGCCCUACACUGUGCAACAGAAAAUGGACAUUUGAGUGUCUGCAGGUUUUUAGUGAGUGCCAAGGCAGAUUUAGAGGAAGAAGAUACAUUUGGCAAUACUCCCUUGAUAUGUGCUGCCGAGAAGGGCUAUGUGGAGCUGUUGAAGUUGUUUCUGUCCAACAAGUGUGACGUGAACCGCAUGAGCCACAGCGCCGCCACCGCCCUCCACUACGCGGCACAACAUGGCGACAGCGUCUGCUGCGGGAUACUCCUGCAGAACGGAGCCGAGAUAGACGCUCAGGACAUCCGCCGCUUCACACCGCUCAUGAUGGCCGCCAUGAAUGGUCAUGAUGACGUUGUGGCUAUGCUCAUAGAUUGGAAGUGCAAUGUUAAUAUGGUGGCUUACAACAAGCGUAUCGCCCUCCACCUGGCGGCAGAACGAGGCAAACUCAAAUGUUGUAGUCUUCUGUUGAACGCAGGAGCGAGAAUCGAUAGUCAAGACUCUCUGGGAUGUACGCCAGUACACAUGGCUGCCCUCAAGGGGCAUGUACAGGUUAUGAAGUAUCUGAUAACCAGCGGUGCUGAUCUCCACAAAAGACCAAACAAUGGCCACAGUCUCUUGCACUAUGCUGCCGCUGGCGGAAACGAGGACUGCUGUCAAGAACUGAUCACCAGAGGCUUUGACAUCAACGCCCAGAACAAUGAUGGAAUCACGCCACUGAUCAGCUCAGUGCACACCAAGCAGGUAACGACCGCCCGGCUGCUGCUGCAGGCGGGAUGCAAGACAACCUAUCGUGGCCUUCACGGCAUGACAGCACUCAACGAAGCCGUCUUCUACAACCACCCUCUUCUGCUGUCAAUGUUGUUGGAUUACGGAGCCGACCCGGAUAUUGAGGACGAUGCAGGAACAUUACCGUUGUGGUUUGCCGUCGACCAGUCUUCCAUGGAAAAUCUGAAGUUGUUGCUGAGAUCAAACUGUAGGUUCAACAUGAGAUCCGCGCUAAGCAAUUCCUGUGGGCCAUGCAACGCUAUUGAGCACGCUCUGCACAAACAAAAACUUCAAGUCAUCGUUUGGCUAAUCAGCACAUAUUGUGAGGAGGCUGCCAAUGUUCUACGAUCUCAUCUGUCCGAGUCGGACAAGUUAGCGUCCAUCAACAAGACCUUCCUGUCCAGUGUCCAAGAGCACAUCCAGGCGCCACAGUCUCUGCUUUGUCUUUGUCGGAAGCAGAUCAGGGCAGAAUUAGGGCCCGGGAAGAUCAUCACCAACAAGAUUCGGCAGCUGAAACUGCCUCAUGUUCUCAAGAACUUCCUGGACUACAGCGAUCUCACCGAGUAGCUGCUCCCAGUGCAGUUGGCCCAGUUUCCGGGAAGCUGCGAUAUGAAUACCUAUCCCAGAACGGUCUUAGAUGGACGCCAAUCAUUGCACAUGACUCAUUAGUAAAUGUCAAUAUUGUUCACUUACAGUUUCAGAAAAUGUUAAAGCAAACUUUGAUUGCAAGAAUUCAUAGAUGUAUCUAUCAUAGAACCAGAGAAAGGGCCUAACUGUAUUGGUAUGACUGGGUUGUUGUCAUGUCACUGUUGUUUGUCAUGUUAAGGAACGGCCAUUUUAUCUUUACUGGAUGAAUAUCUAAAACUGCUUCUGUAACGGGAAUGGUGAUUUCUGAUCUGGUCGAUCUCAGAACUAUUCUAGAGAACUUAGAAUUUAAAAGGAAAAUAAUCAAAGUAUUUAUUGAAGCAAAUGUGCCGUAAAAUGUUGGUGUCAUGGUUUGAAAAGCUAGACCACGUGGGACAUGAGACCGGAAGUACAUCCUGGACUUGCGCACAGCCGUACAGAAACCAUCAGUAAGGGGGUCUUAGUAAUAUCGCCUGUCUCGCGAGACGAGGGUCAGGUUUCAGGUAAAAUGCGAUAACUUGGAGGUAAGUUCAUUCUAUUACCUUCCAAUUUAGCCAGGAGUGACAAUAUAACUGUGUCAAGGAAGGGAUGUUAACACGACAAAGAUAUUGAGAGCCAGUAUAGCGUUAAUUAGAGCCUCAGUAUUGAUAACAGAUCAUGCAAAAGUAUUACUAGUCAUAAGUGUCAGUAUUAUGAGUAUGCACCUAACAUGUUGAGUAGAGUAUGCGUAAAUAACCGCUGUGUGUUGUAAAACAGCAUGGACCAUACUGUUUCUAGGAGAUCCAGUUUCACGACUUUUAUAUAUGGACCUAUGACCGUGAUGCGAGCCUUUAUUGGGGUACGGUCAUGGUCUUCUGGGCAUCGGGAAAACCCAAACUAUGUCUUUCUUCUGUAUACAUUCUUGACUGUCAUUUAAGUUUUCAUCAGGUUUCAUAUGUGACGGUCGCACCUCAUGCAUUACGUCUUCUAAACCAGCACUGUAUUUGUAGAGGGGCCCUCUAGAGGUGCUGAUACAGGUUACCGGAGAGCGACUUCAUAUGGUGCUACAAAUAUGGCAUUUCUGUGUAAAAGUAAGGAAGUCACGGCAGUUUGGGGGCGGCGGAGAUUGCGUUAGUGAACAGGUAGCUAUUACAGGUAGUGUACUAUUCAACUAUUAAUAGGGGCACAGAGAUAUGCAAGUGUUUCUAGACCAUAAGUAAACAUUGGUCUGUAGUGGAAUGACUAGUAUUCCUAUCAAAAUUUGAAUGAUAUAUUUGUCUCCAGCAUUCUCAAUGUAUGCAGCUGAACAUUGGCUUGUAAUGACUUGGUCGACCUGUGCCAUGCAUGAUCCCCAUCAGUUACUACUAGAUAUAUAAUGUACUGCUCAACCUUUGCUAGGGAAACACUGAGCGGCCCGUUGGUGCUGAACCUGUCCCAUUGAUUUCAAAUGUCGCCGUGUCUGAUAUUGCCAUGGAAACGACGUAUUUUAAGCUACAACCAAGCCCCUGUAUUCCUAAGUUAAGUAGUGUUAUUACCACACGUAAAGAUCAAACGUCAUCAAGUUAUCCAAGUGUACGUUUUCUAUUAUUUCACCAACAGCAUCAGACCAUGCAGAGAAUAGCAGACGGUAAACGAAUGUAAUGUGUGACGAGUCAAUGUGCUGUCGUCGCCUGGCGUAUUAUCGUGUGUCUCCAUACAGGUGUAGUAGUGCUAUUAAUCUAUAGCCAUCAUGACGACAGAGUGCUGGGAAGGAAGGCCUGCACCUUGCUGUGCACCGUGUUUCACCACCAGUACUAUUGACGCGUUAGAUUUCUUAUAUAUUUGGUUUACGGAUCCACUGAACAGAAACGACAGGAAUGUACAAAAUAGAUUCACAUUUGAAAGGAGAUAUCUAAGUGCCCAAUCCAAGAGUCUUACAGAGAAUAUCGAUCCCAGAUCGUUUCCCUAUCGCAACUAAGACAAGAAAAACCUGGGCAGGAACCCCAUGAACCCCCUGAACCACCGCCAAUAUUAUUUAUCGAUUCACCAAUACCCAAAUCAGUGUCUGGCUAUUAAAUGUACAUUCUUGUAACAUUACGUUUUAAUAUUUCCACUUACCUACCUAUUUGUUUUGAAACUGCUAUGUUUCAUAUUUGUUUCUACCAACGAUGCAGACUUUUGACCAAAAAUGUCCGUAAACCAACUAAUGAAAUACAGGCAAUGAAUAACCGCGCCCGUUAGAACUGACAGUUGGAUAUUAUCCCGUUAGAACUAACAGUUGGAUAUUAUCCCGUUAGAACUGACAGUUCGAUAUUAUCCCGUUAGAACUGACAGUUGGAUAUUAUCCCGUUAGAACUGACAGUUGGAUAUUAUCCCGUUAGAACUGACAGUUGGAUAUUAUCCCGUUAGAACUGACAGUUGGAUUUUAUCCCGUUUGAACUGACAGUUGGAUAUUAUCCCGUUAGAACUGACAGUUGGAUAUUAUCCCGUUAGAACUGACAGUUGGAUAUUAUCCCGUUAGAACUGACAGUUGGAUAUUAUCCUGUUAGAACUGACAGUUGGAUAUUAUCCCGUUAGAACUGACAGUUGGAUAUUAUCCCGUUAGAACUAACAGUUGGAUAUUAUCCCGUUAGAACUGACAGUUGGAUAUUAUCCCGUUAGAACUGACAGUUGGAUAUUAUCCCGUUAGAACUGACUGUUGGAUUUUAUCCCGUUAGAACUGACAGUUGGAUAUUAUCCCGUUAGAACUGACAGUUGGAUAUUAUCCCGUUAGAACUGACAGUUGGAUAUUAUCCCGUUAGAACUGACAAUUGGAUAUUAUCCCGUUAGAACUGACAGUUGGAUAUUAUCCCGUUAGAACUGACAGUUGGAUAUUAUCCCGUUAGAACUGACUGUUGGAUUUUAUCCCGUUAGAACUGACAGUUGGAUAUUAUCCCGUUAGAACUGACAGUUGGAUAUUAUCCCGUUAGAACUGACAGUUUGUUAUUGUCCUGUUAGAAUUAACAACUGGAUGUCUUCCCCUUAGAACAGAUUGAUGGAUAUUAUCCCUUUCGAAUUAACUGGAUAUUGUCUCGGGAGUUUGCGGGCGCCAUGCAUGCCCAAUAGGUUGUUAGACUGUUAUACUGUUUUCGUGAGUUUAUUUUGUUGAAUGUCAUAGAGAUUAUUUUGUGAAUCUAGUGCUUCAGUCAGUUGUUGCUAAAAUGUAUAUUAUACGCAUAUAUUAUAUAUUUACAUAUAUACCAUUAUUAGAAUAAACAAGGUGUUUAUAGA